GGGGCGGGCAGGCCAGCCAGUGGGAUGGGAAGCAGGGAGUCCAUGCUCUCUCUCCUGAGGCAUGAAACGGUUUCUGGAAAAUGCUGGUCCCCUGAGCUGGCUCAGGGCCUCCAGCCCUGGAGGCAGCGUUGAGCGAUGACUUCCAGAUGGGAAAGGCGGCCUGCAGCCAGCCAGGGAGGAGGAGGAGCGGGAGGAGGGGGAGGGAGAGGGAGGAGGAGGGAGAGGGAGGAGGAGGAGGAGGCAUCUCUAAGGUCAUCCUGAGACAGGCCUUGUGGACUCUGGGGCAGGCAGGAGGGAACACGAGGAGAAGGCUGGAGGGCAGCCCAGCUGCGCCUGCCGCUGUGCCUGCAUCUGAGUUUGGGGGCUGGUGGGGGCAGCCUGCACUUUCCUGGAGCCUGGUGGACCAACCCCGGUGUGGACCAUUUCUUCGUCCCUGCCUAGCCGGGCCAGUGUCUGUGUGUCUGUCUGCGUCUGUAGGCUUCUCUCCAUUCCGUUGGUCAUCAACUCUCCUGGGUUGGGAGAGCCCAGCCACAGCCUGGCCCAGGCUGCCAGCAGUCCAGGGCGGGUGAUGUGUGGGCCGAGCCAGCCACACCCAGCCUGGGGCAGCAGUGGGGAGGGGGUAGUGCAGACAGCUACGUCAGGCCUCCGGACUCCUGGGUUGUGUGGACAGCAUCCAGAUUGCCAGUCUGGAGCUCCGGGAGGAGCCUCAGCCGGAGACUCAGAUCCCAGAGUCACUGGCACAAAGGGCUUCCUGUGCUUUGCUCUGGUGUUCUGUGCCCUGGUGCAGGUGGCCUUCUGGAGCUUCCGCAAGCCAACCCAGGUGGAGGAUGCAGUGUUGGAUACCUACGAUCUGGUGUAUGACCAGGCAGUAAAGAGCUCGUCCAGCAUCUGGCGGCAGGAGCUGGCGGCCAUCCAGGACACGUUCCUGUGCUGUGGGAAGAGCUCUCCUUUCAGCCUCCUGGGGAGCUCGGAGGCUGACCUGUGUCGGGGAGCAGAGGCUGAGAGACAGGACUGCCUGCAGGGGAUCAGGAGCUUCCUGAGGACUCAUCGAAACAUCACCUUCACCCUGACUGCCAUUGGCCUCGCCUCCACGGUGUACGGGAUGCUGCUCAGCUCCUUCCUCUGGUUCACCAUCCGCGCCGGCUGCAGCUUGGACCGCAAAGGCAGAUACACCCUGAGCCCAGGAGCCCGUGGCUGCCAGCCCCAGGAGCCCAGCUUCUUCAGAUGCUCCCAGUGGGGGCCUGCACCUCAACACUCGUCUAAAGCAGAUGCUCUCAGUGGCCGUCUGGGUCCAAGGGGACACUCGGAUGGCCCUUGGCUGCUCCAGGGCGACUGACACUCUGUUUCAACCGCCUUUCCUGUCACCCGUCCACCCACAGAGGCGAAAGCGCUCCGGCCUGGGCCCACACGAUCCCGACAGGAGGCUGUGAGCUGAUUCCUCCACCCCGUGGUGGGAUGGGGAAGGAUGGAGACCCAAGGAGCAGGCUCCGUUUAAGCAGACGGAGGGGUGGGGUCGCUCUCAGACACCGCAGGACAGGCUGGGUGGGAGUCAGGACAGAGAAGCCAGAGGGCAGGCUUGACCAGGCUCUCCGUUUAAGGCCAGAGCCAGGGUGGGCCAGGCUGGGCUCCCCGCUGCAGCCUCUGGAAGGAUCCGCUUCCGGGCUUGGUCUGGCUGUUGGCGGAAUUCAGUCCCUCAUGUCCAGGUGAGUGGCGGCUUGUUGAGGCCUCCUCUCUCGUGUUGAGCAUCUCUCUGUCUUCCCCUUUCCUCCUGGCUGAAGACAGCACCCAGGUUUCAAAGGUUCAUGGGGCCGGAUGAGGUCCGCCCCGGUGACUGCCCCAUCUUAAGGGGGGAGCACUACCACAUUCCCAGUGACACUGUGUCCACAGGUUCCAGGGACUAAGGCAGGAUGUCAGGGGAGGGGCGCUUUAGAAAUUCAGCCUGCCACGGCCACUCCCACUGGACAUUGAAACCACCUCUUCCGUGAAUUCUCUCUAACUGUCCCCAAGGGUUUGUGUCCUUUGCUCAGAAUCCAAAGUCCUGGGUGGCCACAUCAAAUUGGCCCAGGGAGGCCGGGGCCCCAGCAGAACUGACAAAGGAGAUGGGAAUGUUGGGGUCCUUUUGGCUUCCACACAUGGGGGUCGGGCCUGCCCCCACCCAGACCAAUGGUGGGGGGUGGUCCUCCAAAACGAGAAGACCCACUCUGUGAUGGGCAGCCAAAAAGUGACCGAUAGCCACUACCGUCCCCUCCUGGGUUUCCAGUCACACACACACCUCUUCCCACACUCCCACUUCCAAAAACCAGAAUGCUGCCACCGAAUAUCGAGCCAACAGCACUCCUGCGACUGAAAUCCUGUCCCCAAGGGAAGACGCCCCAGCGUCCCAUGGGUCCUGCGUUCGGGCACAGUCCAGGGUCUCUGGGGACGUGGAUUCC
This is a messenger RNA of Equus quagga, 2432 nucleotides long. RefSeq names its product tetraspanin 32 (gene TSPAN32). Gene Ontology annotation, cellular component: membrane. Lineage: Eukaryota; Metazoa; Chordata; Mammalia; Perissodactyla; Equidae. The transcript has 7 exons. The record is from RefSeq and is a predicted model, not a curated record. The coding region runs from base 569 to 1336 and encodes 255 amino acids.